AAGACCUAUUCGACGACUUAGUUCAGCAACUCAUUUCAAACGAGUACAAAAUCGAAAUCAUGAGGGUCCAAGUGAACUUUGGCUUGCUUGUUCACCUGGAGAUCCAAAUGCUCAAUCACUUACAUUAGAUAAAAUAAGUUCUGAUGAAUUAUGCGAACCUCCAGUAACCAUGCCGGAUAUGUUAGCUGCUCUUGUUACACAAAAAUCAACCGUAGGUGAAAAUGAAUUGGCAAAAUAUCAAAAAUUUACUCAAGAAUUUGGCCAAGAAGCUAAAUCGCUUGCUGCUGAAUGUAAAGCAACAUUGAUUUCUGUAAAUGCAUGGGAAUGUCAGUCAAAAUGUCUUAAUUACAAUGAAAAAUGUAUUAAAUAUUUAUUUGAAUUAGCUUGUGAGAGACAACCAUGUAUUUUAUUUAUUGAUGAUAUUGAUGGUUUGCCUGGACAACCUUAUGAUUCCGAUUUAGAAUUAUGUCAACGUAUAAAAAAAAGAAUUUCUAAUUCAAAUGAAACUUAUUCUAAUGCUGAUAUUAUAAUUGUUUGUCGUGAAGCAUCAUUCAGAGCUCUUCAUCAACUCAUUUCAGCAACACAUUUCAAACGAAUUCCAAAUUUGAAAUGGAAUGAUCCUCGUAAAUUUUGGUUCGCUUGUUCACUUGAAGAUCCAAAUGCUGAAGUAAUGACAAUAGAUAAAAUAGAAGCUAAUGAAUUGUAUAUACCUCGAAUACUCGUGAUUAAUAGUUAUGAAAAUUUUUAA
This is a messenger RNA of Rotaria sordida, 748 nucleotides long. The record is from the annotation of a GenBank genome assembly. NCBI's taxonomy places the organism in Eukaryota, Metazoa, Rotifera, Eurotatoria, Philodinida, Philodinidae.